UGUUUGUUUAUUGGGGGUAUUUAAGUUUGUUUGGAAUUUGAUUAUUAUUUUUUUUUUUUUUUUUUUUGGCGUUUCAAACCGAAGCGAAGAACAAGAACUGCAUUAAAAACUUUGGACAACUGAGUCAACGCAGAAGCCUACAGAAAAAAAAGAGAUAUCUAAUUCUGCAUGUGUAAAUAUCUAGAUAGAUUGUAAGGGGAAGAGAUAGGUGGAGAGGGGAGUCACUCAUGACAACUAUAUAUUGAAGAACGCGUGUGGUUCUGGAUACGACAUGUACCGGUCACAGGUGCUCCUGUCCUGUGUGUGUUGGGUCUUGCUAUGGAUCCCGGAUCCGGUACAGUCGCAGUCUCAAGGAGUGUCGGUUUGCUCUGGCACUCAGAACUCCCUCAGUGUCACUGGGAACUCAGAGCGGCAGUACCAGAUGAUGCAGAAGAUGUACGAUGGCUGUGAGAUCGUCAUGGGCAACCUGGAGAUCACACACAUGGAGCACAGCCGCAACUUCAGCUUCCUGCAGUCCAUCAGGGAGGUGACUGGCUACAUCCUCAUCGCUAUCAACCAGUUUGACUUUCUGCCUCUGCAGAACUUACGAGUGAUCAGAGGCACCAGUCUGUACGAGGACAUGUACGCACUGGCCAUACUGAUCAACUACCAGAAGGAGGGGGUGCUGGGGCUCAAACAGCUGGGCUUGACGCAGCUGACAGAGAUCCUGGAAGGGGGGUUGCUGAUCCAAAACAACAAGUUCCUGUGCUACGCGCCCCAGAUCAACUGGGAGGACAUCGUGAGGGAUUCGGACGCCAGGGUCAUGAUUGAUAACAACAGCGUGGAUGACAACUGCUCCUGCCACGAGUCUUGUAAUCACCGAUGCUGGGGUCCCGGGCCAGAUAAGUGUCAGAUCUUGACGAAGACGGUCUGUGCCCCGCAGUGUAACGGGCGCUGUUUCGGGAGGAGCCCCAGUCAGUGCUGUCACAGUGAGUGUGCGGGAGGGUGCUCCGGAGUGCUGGACACCGACUGCUUUGCCUGCAGCCACUUCAAUGACUCGGGGGCCUGUGUGCCGCUCUGCCCGCAGCCUCUCAUCUACAACAAGCAGAGCUUCCAGCUGGAGCCCAACCCCAACGCCAAGUACCAGUACGGCUCGAUCUGCGUCAGCCAGUGCCCCCUGAACUUCGUGGUGGACGGCAGCUCCUGCGUCCGCGCCUGCCCCCCAGAUAAGAUGGAGGUUGAGAAGAAGGGAGUGAAGCAGUGUGAGCCGUGCGACGGACCCUGCCCCAAAGCCUGCAAGGGAACAGGUUCCAAAAAGAGGCAGACCGUGGACUCCAGCAACAUCAGCAGCUUCAUCAACUGCACCAAGAUCCAGGGCAACCUGCACUUCCUGACCACCGGCAUCGACGGGGACCCCUGGCGCAACAUCUCUGCUCUGGAUCCUGAGAAGCUGAAGAUCUUCGGGACCGUGCGGGAGAUCACAGGUUUUCUUAACAUCCAGUCGUGGCCCAAACAGUUCAACGACUUCAGCAUCUUCUCCAAUCUCACCACCAUCCGCGGACGCACGCUCUACAAUGAUUUCUCGAUGCUGGUGAUGAAGCUGCCCAAUGUGACCUCUCUGGGGCUGAGAUCCCUGAGGGAGAUCAGCUCAGGCAGUGUGUACAUCAGUGACAACCCCCAGCUCUGCUUCCACCACACCAUCAACUGGAGCUUCCUCACCAAGUCCAGGGAACGACAGGGAACCAAAAUCAAGAACAACCGCCCGGAACAGAGCUGCAUGUCAGAGGGUCAUCUCUGUGACCCGCUGUGCUCCAGCAAUGGCUGCUGGGGUCCGGGUCCGGAUCAGUGCCUGUCCUGCCGCAACUACAGCCGAGAGGGGACCUGUGUGCCAGACUGCCACUUCAAUCAGGGUGAGUUUCGGGAGUUUAGCACACCCUCGAACGAGUGUUACCCAUGUCACCCAGAGUGUCUGAAAAUUGAAGGAGAGCCCAGCUGCAGAGGGCCGGGUCCGGAUGCCUGUGUUUACUGCGCUCACUUCCAGGACGGCCCUCACUGUGUGGAGUCCUGCCCAGAGGGCAUCAUGGGACAGCGGGGCCGCAUCUUCAAAUACCCCAACGCCGAGCGCCGCUGUGAGCCCUGCCACUCAAACUGCACCCAGGGGUGCAGUGGCCCGGAGGAGAGUGACUGUUUUGGAAACCCCAGCGCUGUGUCCAGUGUCCCCACCACAGGGAUCGUGCUGGGAGUGCUCUCAGGGCUCAUCGUCUUCGCCUCCGUGUUUGUGCUGACCAUGCUGUACCGCCGCGGGCUGGCCAUCCGCAGGAAGAGAGCCAUGAGGAGGUACCUGGAGAGCGGAGAGUGUCUAGAGCCCCUUGACCCGGGGGAGAAGGGUUCAAAGGCCCACGCCAGAAUUCUGAAGGUGGCAGAGUUACGAAAGAUGAAGGUUCUGGGUUCUGGAGUCUUCGGGAUUGUGCACAAGGGAUUCUGGAUUCCCGAAGGAGAUUCAGUGAAGAUUCCUGUCGCCAUUAAGACUAUCCAGGACCGGACUGGCCGACAGACCUUCCAUGAGGUCACUGAGCACAUGCUGGCUAUGGGCAGUCUGGACCACACCUACUUGGUGCGCUUACUGGGGGUCUGUCCUGGAGCCUGCCUGCAGCUUGUCACUCAGCUCAGCACGCAGGGGUCCUUGCUGGAACACAUCAGGCAGAAGCAGGACAGCCUGAGCCCCCAGCGUCUGCUGAACUGGUGUGUCCAGAUCGCCAAGGGCAUGUAUUACCUAGAGGAGCACAAGAUGGUCCACCGGAAUUUAGCCGCUCGGAAUGUCCUGCUCAAAUCGGACAACAUCGUCCAAAUCUCGGAUUUCGGGAUCGCAGACCUGCUGUAUCCCGACGACAAGAAAUACUACAACGACGUCAAGACCCCUAUUAAAUGGAUGGCGCUGGAGAGCAUACACUUCCGCAGAUAUACUCACCAGAGCGACGUGUGGAGCUACGGUGUGACAGUGUGGGAGAUGAUGACGUUUGGGAACGAGCCCUACUCUGGCAUCCGCCCACAGGAAGUGCCGGACCUGCUGGAGAAGGGGGAGCGCCUGUCCCAGCCUCACAUCUGCACCAUCGACGUCUACAUGGUCAUGGUGAAGUGUUGGAUGAUUGACGAGAAUGUCAGACCCACCUUCAAAGAGCUGGCCAAUGAAUUCACUCGGAUGGCCAGAGACCCGCCCCGCUAUCUUGUCAUCAGUCGUAACAAUGGCUACAUGGAGCCCCCGUUUGAAGAGGUCUCCCAGAAGGGGGGGGAGCUAGAUGGCCUGGAGGUGGAGCUGGAGGAGGAGGAGGCGGGGCUUGACGGUACCUUGAAUCCCUCCUCCCUCUACCUCACUCCCAUGCGCUUCCCAUGUCGUCAUCGGAUAGACUCUGCAAAGAGCAUGGGCAGUCCUGCGGGGUACAUCCCAAUGACUCCCGGGACAGCGGGAGAGCACUCCAGACAGGUCGUGUGGCCCUCGAGGGGCCGCCUGGACUCGACCCGAACGCUCUCGGAGUCCUCGGAGGGACGUGGCACGGCGUCGGAGCUGGAGAUGAACGAGGACAGCUCAUUGGCUGGGAGCCUGCGCAGGGGGCGGCGCCGGGAGGACAGCGCCUAUCACUCGCAGCGCGUCAGCCUAAUCAAUCCCGUGGAAACAGGGGACCUGGAGGAGGAGGAGGACCACAACGGAUACGUCAUGCCGGGAACCUCCGGCAGCCCCGAGAAAGAGCCACACUUGUCCUUGUCGGGCCCCCGUGACGACGACAGUGAAGAAUAUGAAUACAUGAACAAACAGAGCCGUCUGCUCGCACUGUCACCACGCUGCAGUACUGCCGAGCCACCCCCGGGAGGCGCUGCUGAGCUCAAGCAGAGCAGGUCCCCACGCUGCCCUGCCUCCAAAUCCCCAGCAGCCCCUGCUGAGCAACAGAAACAAAAAGACACUGUAGAGUACGAGUACAUGGACACGCGCAACGUGGUGCUGGACCCCAAGGAGCCUCCGAGCGCCACCCGGAGGAAGGAGGACCAAACAACAGCCAAGGAGGAGAAAGAGGAAGACUACGAGUACACGAACAAGCAGCCCAGACUGACCAAGUCACUGAGCAUGCUCCAAAACUUCAGCAAGGCGCAAGUGGAACGCGAGAGGACUGGGAAAGCAGCGUCGGUGGAAGAUUUGUGUUCAAACGGUCCGGAAUCGGGAAGCACGGCCCCGGAUCAGCAGGAAUACGAGGAGAUGGACGCGUUCGCACUUCCGGAAGACUCCAAGGAUCACGCCAUUAACACGACGCCCCCGGAAAAGGCGCCGGAAUAUCAGAACUUUCCCGAAGCGGAGAAAGCGAGCGAGAAGGGCCGUGUGAACGGGUUUGUGAAAAUGCGGGCCGGUGCUGGUGAGCGGGACCACUCCUUCGAUAACCCCGAUUACUGGCACAGCAGACUCUUCCUCAAACCAGAUGCUGUGCGCACGUAGGAUAAGCUAACCCCCUAAACUCAGACCAGGGAUCGCACCAGUCGACUGUUUGCAGCUGAUCAAGAACAUGAGCGUUUAAGCUAAUAGAAUCUAACGCUGUGUGUUUCUAGAGUUGUAGGUGAAUCGGUCCUUUUCAACCACAAGAAUGAUGCUAUCUUGGUUAUGGAUAGCAAAUAUAGCUGAAGAUUAAGGGGUUCAUUCUCCUGCUUAAUCCUUGUGCUAUACUACCAUCUGGUGGGCAAUUGAUGAAAUGUUUAGUGUCACGCGUGGACAAAUAUUGGAACUGCAAAGUCUUUUUAAAUAGCAAUGCUUAAGACUGCAAAUUCCUUGAAUGAGAUUUCUCUUAGAACAAAUGCCAUGUUAUGACUUUAUGGGGAAAUUCCAAUUUAAGUUUACAAUGCAACACUGCUCUAAAAUGGACAUGUCAUAUACAGGAUCAUUAUUAUCUGUUCAACCUGCAAAAAGGGAAAUAAACUAGAGGCGGCUUCCAGUCCAGGUCGCCUCCAGCUGAAACUAGGGGGUGUGUCCUAUUGGUAAAAGGGGUGUGGUUAAAUGAAGAGGAGGGGUCAAUAUCGCACAUUUAUUUUACAGCCGCUGUUUCAAUUAAAAACCACUAGAGGGCGCUGUGGUGCACUAAAUACAGUAGUGCUCUGUAGAGUUCAGUGAGCAAUGAAGGUGCUUAUUUAGAAAGAAAGGGAAAUCAAACUGUUAGCGGUACAAUUGAGGGUGGCCUUAAUAGUUCAUUGUGCCUUGCUCAAGUGGAAACAGAGUGCAGUUUAUGUCAAGAACAAAAUGAAGAAUCCAGAUACCGAAUGACAAACUUUUCAUUUUCUGCUGCCUGAAGUGGAGUCCAAAGCAUCAGAGAGAGUGCCUCACAGUUUACAGAGCCUCCUGUUCAACUACUUUUAUUUUACAGUUGCUGUUUCAAUUCAUACCCACUAGAGGGUACUGUGGUGCACUUGCUACUGCAGUCUCAGGUUCAAUGUCUUUAAUCCAAAAGAUCUUUACUUAGCCAACACCAAGAGAGAGAGAGAGAGAGAGAGAGAGAGAGAGAGAGAGAGCGAGCGAGCAGAACAUUUCACACUCUACAGCAUUUUCCUUGGGAAUCGCCCAUCAUACCUAAACUAGCUUACCUUGAAGAGCAGACUGACUUCAAUGCUAUUCUUCUUUCCGGAACCUGAAGCUACAGCAAACUUGUGUAGGAAUUCUAGAAUCUUGCACUCCUACAAGCAUUAUAGAGCCCUCUGCAGGCUAAGGAAUGGAACUGCACCUAAUUGAAGUCUCCCUUUUCAGAAGCUCUGUAAAAACCUGCAUUUCAUGUCUGCGAGAUAAGGAUUUAAAGUUUCUGUUGUAUUGUAGAUAUUUUCUAAACUGUCUGAACGCUGAAGCCUCUCCUGUAUUUCAAUCGAGGGCUGAAAGGCUUUAGAAAUGGGUUUUUUUUGUAACAUAUUUUUGGACGUGUUUGAAGUGUAAAAACCAGAGAAACUAUACACUCACUGGUACUAUUUCAAGUUCAAAUGAGAAUUUCAUAAAUACAGAUCUGGUUUACAAUCAGGGUUUAAAACACCCAGAGGGGGUCUUCAAUCACAGCGGCUUUGUCUUUAAGGGUAUAGAUCAUUAAUGAUUAAAACAAUUCAUUAUGGGCAUUGAUCAUAUAGCAAUAUCUACUGAGCGAUCAUUGCACUUAAAAGAAAGAAAUAAAGACACGCUUUGCUUGCCUGCCCCUCCUUAACAACCAAAUUCGAACCCUCUUAAUAAAGCUCUAAUCCUCCCCUAUUGUUUUCUGGUUUGCAUUUCAUGUUGCAGAUCUAAUAACAAAUGCUGUAGUCCUGACCCUCACAAGGGUCAGCCCACAGAUCCAGGCACAACACUAUAAGCGAAUGUCCUGUCGUGUGUCCCAGGUAAUAGGAACACCUGGGGUCAUGAGGUGGGGCCCUAUUUCCUGUCAGGAAGGAAGUGAUUGUCUGUAGAGUUGUGCUAGGACGGACUGACUCAAAGUGACAGUCAGAGAGACAGACAGCUUAAACUGGAGCGACGGGAAACGACAGGAAAGAAUGAAACACUUUGCUAUAACAUCUUUCAACUGUAAUCUGUGUUAGAAUGGAGAUCUGUUUUUUUAAGGUCGUGCUGUAACCUGUAUGCUGUAUUAAAUACCAAUUUAAACACUGUA
This is a messenger RNA of Polyodon spathula (Mississippi paddlefish), 6629 nucleotides long. RefSeq names its product erb-b2 receptor tyrosine kinase 3a (gene erbb3a). The record is from RefSeq and is a predicted model, not a curated record. Lineage: Eukaryota; Metazoa; Chordata; Actinopteri; Acipenseriformes; Polyodontidae. Gene Ontology annotation, cellular component: basal plasma membrane; signaling receptor complex. The transcript is spliced from 28 exons. Gene Ontology annotation, biological process: positive regulation of cell population proliferation; cell surface receptor protein tyrosine kinase signaling pathway; multicellular organism development. Gene Ontology annotation, molecular function: ATP binding; neuregulin binding; neuregulin receptor activity. Bases 272 to 4459 code for a protein of 1395 amino acids.